Molecule: messenger RNA, 543 nt
Organism: Rotaria socialis
Lineage: Eukaryota; Metazoa; Rotifera; Eurotatoria; Philodinida; Philodinidae
Source: the annotation of a GenBank genome assembly
AUGCGUGAAACUCUACGAAAUGAUCUCAACAAGUGUCCCACUGAUUAUGAACAGGUUGCCAAAGACUACGACAUCAUUGGAGCCAUUCUUCAUAGACUAAAUCAGCUAGAAGAUGCUCUAACAAGCUAUUUUCAAGCACACAGCUUACGCAUGAAGCAUCUCGCACCGUUGCAUCUCGAUUACGCCAAGUCGCAUAACAAUGUUGCGACUAUUUACAUUGCGAAACGGAAUUUUAAAGAGGCUCUAAAGAAGUUGGAUGAAUGCUCUUCUAUUCUAAAGCACUCGAUUCGUGAACCUUAUCACGCUGCUUAUGUAUCAUGUGAACAUAGUAAAGCGGAGGCUCUCAUGGGUUUAAAUCUUUUCGGAGAAGCCAUUGAACAUGGAUGCACAGCUCUUGAAAAUAGUUUGAUGAUCUAUGGAGACAAACAUCAGACGACGGCUGCAAUCGAAAAAACUCUUCAACUUAUUUAUACCCAACAGUGGGAAUAUGAAAAUCGACCGAUUGAAGAAAACAAAAAUACUUACAAUGAAUUCCAUCCAUAA